Messenger RNA from Agelaius phoeniceus (red-winged blackbird), 2818 nucleotides. It is a transcript of the gene PAQR3, whose product is annotated as progestin and adipoQ receptor family member 3. Gene Ontology annotation, molecular function: signaling receptor activity. Gene Ontology annotation, cellular component: membrane. Lineage: Eukaryota; Metazoa; Chordata; Aves; Passeriformes; Icteridae. The record is from RefSeq and is a predicted model, not a curated record.
CGUUCCCGGCGCCGCUCCCGAUCCCGAUCCCGAUCCCGGCCCCGGCCCGUGAGGGCGGCUUGGGGCGGUCAGAUGCGGCGGCGGACAGGAUGCACCAGAAGCUGCUUCGCAGCGCGCACUACAUCGAGCUGGGCAGCUACCAGUACUGGCCGGUGCUGGUGCCCCGCGGCAUCCGGCUCUACACGUACGAGCAGAUCCCGGUGUUCCUGAAGGACAACCCCUACAUCACCGAUGGAUACCGUGCAUACCUGCCCUCCCGCCUGUGCAUCAAGAGCCUCUUCAUCCUCUCCAACGAGACCGUCAACAUCUGGAGCCACCUGCUCGGCUUCCUUCUCUUCUUCACGCUCGGCAUCUACGACCUGACCGCGGUGCUGCCGGCCGCCGGCGCCUCCCGCGAGGACUUCGUCAUCUGCUCCGUCUGCCUCUUCUGCUUCCAGGUGUGUAUGCUUUGCUCAGUAGGAUACCACCUGUUCUGCUGCCACCGCUCCGAGAAGACCAGCCGGCGCUGGAUGGCGCUGGAUUACGCGGGCAUUUCCAUCGGGAUCCUGGGCUGCUACGUGUCAGGCGUGUUCUACGCCUUCUACUGCAGUAACUACUGGCGCCAGGUGUAUUUGAUCACUGUGCUGGCCAUGAUCCUGGCAGUGUUUUUUGCUCAGAUCCACCCCAGUUACCUCACACAGCAGUGGCACAGGCUGCGCUCCAUCAUCUUCUGCUCCGUGUCUGGCUACGGAAUCAUUCCCACCAUCCACUGGGUUUGGCUCAAUGGAGGCAUUGGGGCAUCCAUUGUACAGGAGUUUGCUCCGCGGGUAUUUGUCAUGUAUUUCAUCGCUGCUGUCGCUUUUCUCUUCUAUAUUUCCAAAGUUCCAGAAAGAUACUUCCCAGGCCAGCUGAACUACCUUGGCUCAAGCCACCAAGUAUGGCACAUCCUAGCAGUGGUGAUGCUGUACUGGUGGCACCAGUCCACAGUAUACAUCAUGCAGUACCGACACAGCAAGCCCUGCCCCGAGUACAGCGCGGACCUGUGAGCCAAGAGGCAGCACGAGAGGAUUGGUGACUCUGGGGGCCUCACGUGAAGAGCUGUGCUGUCAAGGACUGAGGCAGUUCCUUUGCUGACUCCUGGGCUGUUAGCCCCUUGCCGGGACAGAGUGUUACUGCAAGCUUUGAUAAACACAGCAGCUCUGCCUGGGUUGGAGGGGCGUUUCCUUCUCAGCCAGUUCCUGCCCUGCAGUCAAGCACCAAACAGCUCCUCCUGGAGCAGGACAGUGGGAGGCUGAGCUCACUCGGCAUGCAGAUCCCAGCAGGAUGUUUUGUUGCUUGGCAGACAUGAAUGGCUCAGCCAAGGGUACUCGGGCCUGGACACCAGGUUUUCAGCUGGUGUGCACAGUUAGGAGAACACUCCUGGCAGCGUGCCUGUAAAAUUGUUGGAACUGUGGGAGCUGGUCCUGGACCCAAACCACAGGCCUGUGGGUGGUGCAUCCUUCAGCCUUUACAGGGAAGAUGUGUUAUGCUUCAGGAUUGGCACAGGAACGCAUGAACUGGAAUUCAGUGGAUUUCUGUCCUGCUCUGGAUGACCUCUUUCCCAUUCCCUGGGAGAUAACAUGAUAUCCUGCACACCUAGAUCUUCAUUGCAGAUCUUAAAAAUAGCCCGCCCCAAGGAGGGGCAGGGUUGUGCCAUUGCUUGAAGAAAUUUCUCUAGAUCCCUUCAGUAAUCUGGAAUCAGUAUUCCAGGAGUAGCACUAAGGCUGCGUGUCCAUGUUUGUUGUUGUUUUGCAAUCAGGGAACCUGCUGGGGCUGCAGAUUCCUGACUGUUGGCCUUUCCCUAUGUGCAGGAUGAUACUGCACUCACACACACUGCUGUCCAAAAUGACUUGCUUUCACAAUCCUGCCCCCGUGCCAAGGCUGCUUGGAGUUUCAGGAUGUGUUGUAGAACCUUCCCUUAUGAAAUGAACACCAGGGAGCCACAGAAUACACUGGUUAUCGCACAGCUGCUGCCCAGCACUAUUAAGCUCCAGGGGUGCCAGUCUUCCAAACAGCAUUAAAAUCCUUUGGACUUCUGGGUUAGAGGCAAGGAUGCUGUUGGGACGAAUCCUAAGUGGCUACAUCCUUGUGGAGAGGGCUUCCCCCAAUGCACGAGGAGACGCUGGCUCUGUGCAGUGACUACCCCAGGGCAGGCACGUUCUGUUGGUUGCCCAAAGCUGCCUCCCUCUGGGCUAAGGCAGAGGAGCAGGACUUGGUUUCUGGUCAGGGCGUGUCAAGGAGACAUGGAGUGGAGGUGGAAACUUACAGACAGGCACCUGCACUCCUCGGGCACAGAGAAGGCAGGAUGGGAACUCCUCCUGAUGUGCUGGACAGGGAUGCUGUCUGUUUAGGUCAGAGGGUGGUUUUGGUGCUUUUCUGUUGGUCUUUUUUAACUCCAGAAACAAGUAUUGGCAAAACUGACUCUGCAUUAAUGAUUCAGCUCCCAGAGCUUUCAGCCUUUCAAUGUAAACACUGAUUUUUUAAAUGAUUUUUUAACUUGACAGCCAAGCAAGUUUCAAGUGCACUAAUUACUACUACUGAAGCCUGACAAGGAACUUGCAAGUGUAAAAGUCUGUUUCCAGUGUUAUGUGUACAGUAAUAUCCCAAUAAUGUGUCUGUAAUAUUACUGAGCAUUUGCUAAUGUAUUUUUAUAAUGGAAACUCUUAACUUCUCCAGCAGUUUUCACCAGAUAAGGAAACUGAUUGCCAAGCUGUGCAUUUUUACCUGACACGAUUUAUCAAGCUGCAUGAUGAUCUUUGAUGUACAUACUGAACUUAUAAAUAAAUUCCAGUUCAUUGGC